Rotaria sp. Silwood2 is the source of this 405-nucleotide messenger RNA. NCBI's taxonomy places the organism in Eukaryota, Metazoa, Rotifera, Eurotatoria, Philodinida, Philodinidae. The record is from the annotation of a GenBank genome assembly.
AUGAGCAGUAUCAAGUUAGUGAUGUAUGUUAUGUUCAUUAUGGCAUUUUUGGCAUCGUAUUGCACUGUACGCGGAAAGAAAGGUUUCACCCAACCUGAUAAGAAACGUAAUUGUAUUUCUAUUGGUGGUCUGUGUAACGAUGUUUCUGAGUGUUGCGAUAAUAGAGAUCCUAAUGUCGGUCAUUGUGUUUAUUGUCGCAAGAGCUGGCCUUUUGGUCGUCAGUACCGUUGUGAUUGCAGUUCCAGUGGUGCUGUUACUACUAAUGAGGAUGGUAUUGUUAAUAGUGAUCGUUGUGAUGGUUUUGAUCGUCGUCGUAAUCGUUGUCGUGUUAGUGUUGCUCCUCCUAAUAAUUGGCAUGCUCGCGGUAAAAAAAUUCGUUUCGAAACAAACAAAGAUGCUGCGUAA